Molecule: messenger RNA, 1816 nt
Organism: Mugil cephalus (flathead mullet)
Lineage: Eukaryota; Metazoa; Chordata; Actinopteri; Mugiliformes; Mugilidae
Gene: got1l1
Product: glutamic-oxaloacetic transaminase 1 like 1
Exons: 8
Coding region: 29-1321 (430 amino acids)
Biological process (GO): L-aspartate biosynthetic process
Cellular component (GO): cytosol
Molecular function (GO): L-aspartate:2-oxoglutarate transaminase activity; pyridoxal phosphate binding
Source: RefSeq, a predicted model, not a curated record
UGGACUGUUUUGUUUAGCUGGGAUCAAGAUGAGCCGACCCGGCAGCAGCCUCGAUGAAAAAGGGGUCAACCAGAAUGGAGAUCCGGGAGGUCACCUCCCCGCGUUCGCCGAUACUCACACGUCGGCAUCGAGCACUGAAACAAGGCUGCUGUCCGCCUUCAAGAAAGACACACGGGCACGGAAGGUUUACCUGGCAGGGAGAGAGUGUUUCAAUGAGGAGGGGACGACCUUUGAACUGUGUCUUGUUGGAAAAAUCAAGCGACAGUUAAGCGCCGAUCCAACUCUUCGUCCAGAGUUUCCUUCGUCUCUUGGACUGGCAGAAUUCACGCGGCAAGCCACCGAGGUUUCUCUGGGGAAGAGCUCCAGAGCUGUAGUGGAGAACCGGGUGUUAGGCGUGCAGACUCCUGGUUUUAUCGCCGCUGUGCGCCUUGGAGCUGAAUUCCUGAGGCUUUGGCCCGAUGGCCGUCAGGCUUGGAGUGGGCCAGUUUACCUCUCCGCUCCUUGUGAUGAGUCACUGGCCGGUGUCUUUCAGGGAGCAGGGAUCAAAGAUAUCCGCGAGUAUUAUUACUGGGACGACAGGCAGCAGGGCGUCUGUUUGGAGAAGCUUCUGGAGGAUUUGGAGAAAGCUCCUGAGCAAAGUGUUGUCGUUCUGUCGGCGUCUGCGCACUACCCGACCGGCGCUGACAUUUCCCAGGAUCAAUGGGCCGUGGUUACACAACUUCUCAAGAGACGCAGACUCUUUCCUUUCCUCUUGCUGCCUGCUCAUGGGCUAUGUUAUGGAGAUUUAGGGAGAGACGCGUGGCCUGUCCAGUUCUGUGAGUCGCAGGGAAUGGAGCUCCUCUGUGCCCAGUCAUUCUCCUCUUGCUUCGGACUGUAUGGUGAGUCUGUUGGACACCUCCUGUGCGUAUUCAAGCAGAACUCACUCCUACUGCCUGUGCAGUCUCAAGUAGAGACAAUAGUGAGAGCACUGUGGUCCCAACCGUCCGUGGGGGGAGCUCGCGUUGUCGCCUCCGUGCUCAGUAACUCAGCACAUCUUGUCGAAUGGCAGGGAGAAGUUAAGCACAUUGUGGAGAGGUGCAUGCUGAUUAGAGCCAUUUUAAGAGAAAAGAUGAGACUUUUGGGAACUCCGGGAAGCUGGGACCACCUGACUCACCAAGGUGGACUCUUCUGUUGUACAGGCCUGAACGGUCACCAAGUGGACUUUCUGUCAAACAGGAGGCACGUGUACCUGCUCCCCAGCGGAUGCCUGAACGUGAGCGCAAUCAAUGGCUCUAAUCUGGGGUAUAUAGCCGAGUCCAUUCAUCUGGCUCUGACCACUUGACCUGGACCAUGAGGCCUCUAACAGUUAAAGUCCUUUAAUGUCACAGUGACAUAUCUAUCCAUUCACGCACAAAAGCACACACACAUAUCACACACCAGUGCCAUGCACCGGCCGCAACUGGGGAUUCAGUGUCGGACUGAAACACACGGAAACUGAGCCUUUGGCUUGUUAUGUUGAAUAUUCUGUUUCAUGUUCACUGUAAUUACACAUAAUGCAUAUUAAAUUCCCUCAUUCUGUGAAAGAAAGAACAGAUAGAUCCCCUUCUCACCUUGGUGCACGAUUCCCCUCUGAUGCAUGCUAUGCAUCAGACUCCAUCCACAGUUUUAACUGCAUUUUUAAGAGUUAGUGGUCCAAUCUAGUUUUUCUGCUAAUAAUAUUAACUUGGCUAGGUUUGUUAAAACAUUAACCCAUUAACUACUUUGUUAGAGAACCAAACCACGCUCGGAAACACUUAAAUUUGUGCAGUAAACGAAUAAAAAUUCUGCUUACCUUGUC